AUGGCGGGUAUUGCGUUCGCUUUUGGGAUCUUAGGUAUUGUAAUCUCUCUUGCGAUUUACCUGGCUCUAGUGUAUACAUUUAGAAAAAUCCGCGACGUGAAAUCGACGGUAGGGUACACGGUGAUUCCGUACACCGUUGCCCUAUUUGCAUCGGCCAUCUGGCUCUAUUACGGUGCGAUUAGGUUAAACGCAAUCACGUUAGUUAUCAUUAACAACAUUGGCUGCAUGAUCGAGAUGGCGUACGUCGUCAUAUUUUUCUACUACUCGGGGGACUAUGAUCGAGUUAGAGCUGUUAGGACACACAGUGUGUACGGUAUACCUAUCACACUGACGUGCGUCCUAACAGGUAAUGCUGUCAUUUGGGGCAUCUAUGGUUUUGCCAAAGGAGAUGCCAAUACCUGGCUUAAUGAAAGCCAUUAUCCUCUUCCUGAAGCUGUGAAAAAGUUUUGUUGA
Molecule: messenger RNA, 453 nt
Organism: Erythranthe guttata (spotted monkey flower)
Lineage: Eukaryota; Viridiplantae; Streptophyta; Magnoliopsida; Lamiales; Phrymaceae
Source: RefSeq, a predicted model, not a curated record